AUGACCACUGUUUUCGUAUCUGGGGCUACUGGAUUCAUUGCAAUCCAUAUUGUUAAGGUUUUACUUGACAAAAACUAUACUGUUAUUGGAUCGGUUCGUUCUGCUGAGAAAGGGGAUGCUCUUGCUAAGCAACUUGGGUCUUCUAAGGCUACGGAUGUUGAAGAAGAAUUAUUAAAAACAGCCGUUGGUGGUACAACCAACGCAUUGAAAGCCAUUACUAAAUACGGUGGUCAAAUUGAAAACGUGGUUAUAACUCCUUCUUAUGCAGCAGUUUCAACUUCAACAAAGGAGAAAAACCCUGCCCAUACAAAUAAUGAAGAAUCAUGGAACGGAAUCACCUGGGACGAAGCUUUGGUUGAUUCUUUUGCUGGUUAUAGAGGAUCGAAAAAAUUUGCCGAAAAAGCUGCUUGGGAUUAUGUCAAGGAAAAUAAAGUUAACUUUAAGAUUAAAAAUAUAAAUCCAAGUUUUGUAUUUGGUCCUCAAGCAUUCCCAGUUAGUAAAAAUGAACUUAAUACUUCAAGUGAAGUGAUUAACUCUUUUUUAAAGCUUAGUUCUCCAAAUGAUCUAAUUCCAACCACUGCCGGUGGAUUUGUGGACGUUAGAGACGUACAAAAAAAUGGUCCCUAG
Hyphopichia burtonii NRRL Y-1933 is the source of this 627-nucleotide messenger RNA. Its product is annotated as NAD(P)-binding protein. Bases 1 to 627 code for a protein of 208 amino acids. The record is from RefSeq and is a predicted model, not a curated record. The transcript is spliced from 2 exons. NCBI's taxonomy places the organism in Eukaryota, Fungi, Ascomycota, Pichiomycetes, Serinales, Debaryomycetaceae. Gene Ontology annotation, molecular function: oxidoreductase activity, acting on the CH-OH group of donors, NAD or NADP as acceptor.